Messenger RNA from Trypanosoma theileri, 1326 nucleotides. RefSeq lists its product as uncharacterized. Lineage: Eukaryota; Euglenozoa; Kinetoplastea; Trypanosomatida; Trypanosomatidae. The record is from RefSeq and is a predicted model, not a curated record. The annotation marks the transcript as partial. The transcript has a single exon.
AUGGAUGCGGCGGCCUGUAGACGACUCCAACACCGCAUGGAAUCCCGCGGCCGUGUGGCAAACAACUGCACGAAUGGACAUCACUGCAACUGUACACAUUCACCACCCCGUGAAAAUACUAACACUACUACUAAUACUACUACUAGUAUGAAUGCUAAUAUGAAUACUAAUAGUAAUAGUAAUAGUAACAAUGCGAAUACGAAUACGGUAUUGAGUCCCAGUGCCCAGGCAUGGUUGUUGCAGCGACUGCAGGGCGUAGAGGUGGACAUCACAGACGGCGGUGUGGAACACAGACGGCCAAUGUUGUGUUGUUGUUCCUGUUGUUUGGGUUAUCAUCAUAUCUUCCACUCAACAGCAACAGCAACACCCAUUACUACUACUACUAAUAAUAAUAAUAAUAAUAAUAAUGUUGCUGUUAAUACUACUACUACUCCUACUACAGAAGAAGAGCAAAAAGAAACCACUCCCACCGCUAAUAUUGCUAGUAGUACGAAUAACAAUACUGGUACUAGUAAUAGUAAUAGUAAUAGUCAGAAUGCGAAUACAAAAAAGGAACAGGCAACGCAGUGUGAGGAAAAGCCAAAGGAACAGACAUCACAGGGUCUUGCCUUUCACCCGGCGAGGUCAUCCUUGUUAUUAUCCUCCUUUCUACGCUUAGCGGAUUCCGCCACACCAUCACACCCUAUCUCUUGUAUACGUGGUGAUGGGGUCUCUUCUGCAGGAGUGCAGUGUACACAAAUAGAGAAUACAGAACCCCAACAACAACAACAACAACAACAACAACGAGAAGGAUCAUUAUUAGGGAAUGAUAAUAAAGAAGAGGGAACUGAUAGAAGAGAGAAGACGGCGGUACAGGCUGUGCAGACUUCAAUAGAUGGAGUGACAGCCAUCACGCAAACAUCACCUUUGUGGGUUAUUCCACCAGGUGUGAACGUUACUGGUAUUUCUCCAUUCACAACGGCUGUUUACGUUCCAGUUCCUAUGGGAACGACAACAAUAGAAUCACAACAACAACAACAACAACAACCAGUAGUACCAUUGCAACAACCAGUAGUACCAUUACAGCCAGCAGGAAACUCAUUAUCUGUUUCUGCUGUUCCUCCGGCUGCUGGUACUGUUACUGGUAUGGGAGUAUCAUCGUUACAGCAGUCCCAACAACAACCAGUAGUACCAUUACAACAACCACAGCAGUCUCUACAGCCAGGAGGAAACUCAUUAUCUGUUUCUGCUGUUCCUCCGGCCACUGGUACUGGCGCUGGUAUGGGAGUAUCAUCAUUACAGCAAUCCCAACAACAACCAGUAGUACCAUUGCAACAACCACAGCAG